AGCAUUGAAAAUCUACGAAUGUUGUCUCGAAUAUGUUAGGAAGGUAUUUUUUAAAGUCGAAAAUAUGAUGCCAAGCACGAAAUUGUAGGAAACAAAGUGGUUGUUCGUCUCGUCAAUACUGUGCACGUUGGUUUGGUUGUCUUGGAUACCGGCGUAUAUUGCUGUGCCAAACGAGUUCAAGGAAAAGGUGAUCGUUCUGGAGCUGAUAUUCUGCGCAUCGAUUUUACUGGGUUUGCUAUUCGGCCCGAAAAUCUAUAUACUUCUAUCCUAUGAGCCUGUACUGGUGGAAUAUAAGGAGAACCAAAUGAACAAGGAAGUAGCACUUUUUGAGAAAGACGAUGACCUACCUUCGAACCGUGCUGUUUCACCGGCCAGUAGCAGUGGAUCAUCGACUCAAAGCACAACAGCUGCACACAGUUCUCGAGGAGCAUCUGGCAGUUCUAACCAUGAAGAACAGUUCCCGAUUUUCCACACAGUCAUGAAGAAAAAGAGCAAAGUGCGGCGAUCACAGAGCCAACACGAGCUUGGCGAACAGGCAUAUCCCCGUCCAGAAGUCGCCAUAGUACACGCUUUAUCAAGGCCUGCCUCACUUGGAUUGAAAAAACCAGAAGUUAGACAAUGA
Molecule: messenger RNA, 622 nt
Organism: Angiostrongylus costaricensis
Lineage: Eukaryota; Metazoa; Nematoda; Chromadorea; Rhabditida; Metastrongylidae
Source: the annotation of a GenBank genome assembly